This is a messenger RNA of Echinococcus granulosus, 3687 nucleotides long. RefSeq lists its product as hypothetical. Gene Ontology annotation, cellular component: nucleus; replication fork protection complex. The coding region runs from base 1 to 3687 and encodes 1228 amino acids. Gene Ontology annotation, biological process: DNA replication; DNA replication initiation. Gene Ontology annotation, molecular function: DNA replication origin binding; single-stranded DNA binding. The transcript has 20 exons. Lineage: Eukaryota; Metazoa; Platyhelminthes; Cestoda; Cyclophyllidea; Taeniidae. The record is from RefSeq and is a predicted model, not a curated record.
AUGGAGCCGUCGUUCGUUCUCGAUACUGGUGGUACUCGGUGUAUCUCAAAUGACAGUCCCAUAAUUUAUUGCUCGUCAAGAUCAUGCUAUGGAGAUGCCGAGGAAGACACUCCAGUCAAGUCAAUUAUUUCUCCCCGUAAGUUUCGGAGAGUAGCCAUUUCAAAGCGAUAUCACGAGAAUGGGAAAUUUUCAAAAAUCAGGCCUGGAUGUAUUUCUUCCGAACUUCGUGAGGCCCUGCAUAUUUCACACCAUGAUAUCCCUUUACACAUUUAUCGGAUGCGUUCUAUGGGUUAUCCUCCCGGAUGGUUGCGUAAAGCAAAGGUGGAACAGCUGCCAUUUUUUGACGGUGAACACGAGGUCGACAGUGGUCUUGAAGAAUAUAAUGAGGAUGCAAUCAUUGCAUAUCCUGGAUUCAACGUCUGCUCUAGUAAAUUACGCGAUGAGUACUUCACACUUCAGUGUCCCAGCAUUCAAAGGCGUCACUUGCUGAAAAACUUCAUCUUUUCCCUUCGUAAUAGUUCCACCAAUAUCUUGGAAUUUUCUCGAUAUAAGGAAUCUCUUGAAAGCAAAGAUUUGAAUGAUCUGAAGGGUGAGCGUCAGCGAUUGCUAUCGGAAAUAAAUGCUUUAGAGAACUCGCUCCCAUUAACUUCUAACCAUUCCGAAUUAUUGAAUAAAUGCAAGGAGUUAUCGAAAACGCGCUUAGACCCCAGUGAAUCAACGUUUCUACGUGAAGCAUCGGAUAGUCCUAGAGCAUCGCUUGCUGACCAAAUCUUCCCACUUAACGCCGAAUCUGCCUCAGUCGACGAUGCUGAUCGUGAGAGGGAGAUGAGGGGCAAUGCCACUACUGUGGAGGCUGGUUUUUAUGGAAAAGUUACCCAAUGGAGCGCUGUGGGUGAAUCAGCCAAAGAACAAUUGGAGCUAGAAUCAGAAGAGGGUACUGCUAUUCCCUCAAGUGUCGCUCACGUAGUUGCAAAUACUAGUAGUAAUUCAGGUUCAGGAAGCAGUCCACUUAAUAUAUCAUGCGCCCAGAAAAAGCUCCCUGAACUUGAGGCCUUUAGCUCUGGAAUUCAGCCUUUUGAGCCUUAUAAAAAUCUACCCAAUGCUCAAGGUGCCUACAACCGCGUUCGUAACACGCUUAAAUGUGCAAAGGGCAACCCUACUACUUUAGUGCCUGUGAACCCACCCUCAAAGGUACCCCAAGGCGGAGCUAAGGUUCGACCAGAACGCACUCAGUCUGUUCCUGCUCCGAUGGCUGCUGAGGAUAUAAACAAAUUCCUCGCUCACCCUGAUGGCGAAAGCAGUGAUAGCUCUGAUUGGAGCGAUGUUAAGGAGGAAGAUGAGGAAGAGGUCGAGUCAUGGGGAAUGAGAACUGCUACCCUUAAUGCUGUUUCUACUCCGUCACCAAUUCCACAACCUACCAGAGAUGUCGGGGUUGCGGAACUCUUUGGUCCAGCACGUACCAACAUGGAACUUACCAACCCACAAUCUGCUAACACUGAAAAUGAAAGCAUUCUCGAUCAUACUGGCGCUUGGCGAUCAGGACUAAGUGAGUAUGGACUAAAAAUUCGGGACUCAUUGUCAAAAAUAGCCUCUGAGAAGCAUGAAACGCAUAUUGAAAGGGAAGUUCAUCGAAUUGUUUGUGCUUCUGAGCAAGUCGCAAAUAUUGGGUCACAUGACUCUUUAACUGAUUCUCAGCGAAAAGCUCUGCAAAUCUCUGAGUUCAAACGCGCUAAUGCUCUGGCAUCGCUUGGUAACUCUCGAAUGGGUUCACCUUCCUUCUCAUCAUUAUCGAAAGAUGGUGGGUACUUCGUGGCUGUACCCACAAAUAUACGUGUCAUACGAUCUCAAAUCUCCUCCGAGCUAUGGGCGGCACGAACGAGCAAUCGGCGUGUUUUUAGCCUCUCCCAGUAUGUUCGUGAGGCGGUGGGGUCAAGUGGGUCGAGUCUGCAGACAGAGGCUACGGUGCUUGUCGGCGUGAUAGGUUCAAAGACCCCACCACGUCGUAGUCGAAAUAACAAAAUUUUUUCAAUUUGGCGGCUCACGGAUCUAAUGAAAGUAGGGACAGGAGCCCCAAACGGACAAAAUAUCAGUCUCUUCCUCUUCGGAGCUGUGCAUGAGAAGUUAUGGAAGGAACCGGAAGGAACCGUCGUGGCAAUUCUUAAACCAAAAUUACUUUCAUCCAGCGAAAAUGGCAACUUAACAAGCACCAAUGCUGCCGGCUUAUCAAUUACCGUGGACUCUGCCCCGUUUGUGAUGCUUCUUGGAAUGUCUUUUGAUUUCGCGCUCUGUGCUGCCACUACCAAAGUUGGAAGGCCUUGCAGUAGGAUUGUUAAUAAGAAUAUAUGCCGAUACUGCGAUUUGCAUGUCAAAGCUGCAUACCAUUCCGCUAGCAGCAUGCGACCCGGUUUUGCAACCGCGCUGAUCUCCAAACCAAGUUACGGUCAGCGUCGUGGUUUGAAGAGGUCGAUCGGUAUUUCCUCAGCUUUGGCUCAGUCGAGCAGUGCAUUCUUACCACAUCGCCCGGCCUCUAUGCGGGUCGAUCGCAGUCAAGACUCCCGCGUUCAUAGCAGACCCGCCGUAUCGCCCCGGUUAGCCAUGAAUAUAGCUAAGUUUGCAUCAUCUAGCCACCCAAUUGAUCAGUCCCUGUCAGCUCUGUCUACAGCUUCCAAGGCCUCGCUUCAGUCGGCGCCUUCGGAAUUGAAAGUUCCCUUUGCUUCUACCCCAACUCGUCCUACCCGAGGUUCUUUGAAUCUCCUUCGUUACUUUGAGACCGCCAGUGCUUCUCAUUUGACCGUGCCUCCACCCUCGGCCAAAGAUAAAUACCUGAAAAAUGCAACACCUCAAGCGAAGUUGCAUGAAACUUUCUCCACCUUCUUCGCGGGCGUAAAAAAUAAGACACUAGCACAGAAGCCUCAAAUUGGGCGUGAGUUUGAAGCGGGCGCAAGCGAUGAUUAUUUUGUCGAUUUGGGACCAGUUUCGGCACAAGACUCAGAACUGAACACGACCCUCACAGUCCUGCCCUCACGCGAUGCUGCUCGUCGGCGAUCUGAGGCCCUCGUCCGGACCAGGGGCGGGAUCGAUGCUCUGCAUCAGUCUGCACGAGAACAAACUCAGAAACGAAUACUUGACAUAGUCUCUCAGCCACCCUCCAAAAAGACUAAACCUUCCCCACUUACACGGAUACUAGGUCCAGUAUCGUUUUCGGAAAUGAAUACAAAUUCUGAACAGGAGGGCUGUGAAAGAACUCAGAAGGCUUCAGACACUUGGAAGAGUGGGAACCGUGAGGAACUUGCCAGGUUGGUCAGUCAGGGUUCGCGUCACGCUGACAUUGCUGCUGUCAACGAAGCCAGCGCUGAAUGGAAGCUGCUCUCUUGCCUCGAAGCACGCGAUAGCAUUGAGGAGAAGCUUUUAAAUCAGCAUGAACAGGAAUGCCAGGUCGUCACUUGCCUCAGGUGCCAGUAUAGAUCGCUACAUGCCAGCCAAAUUUGCCGCAAAGAAGGACACAAAUUGAGGUUUUCCAUUGGUGUAAGGCGCUUCUUCGCCUGUCGAAAUUGCAAAACCAGGAUGACUACGUUGGAUCGCUAUCCCAACUUUGCAUGCACAAGCGAAAAGGUCCAAAGCUGGCUGGUGAGAAAUUACUCAUCCGUGGAAUUGAGGAAAAAUAUCUAUCGUAAAUAUGGAUCUUGA